GCUGUUUCGUAUAGGGGUGUUUUGAAUUUGGAUUGCGCACGGUAUGGAGGUUCGACCGCGCAAGGAACCCGCAUUGGGUGUGACGAGGAAUCUGAGCGAAGUAUUCACACUUCUUCGCUCGAAUUCUCAACAGAAUAAGUUCAUCUACAUGAAUAGUGGAAUGCCUAGUAGUAACAGAAGCAAGGAUAUAGCAGAAGAAAAAAUGAGCCUGGUGAGCUUAGAAGAAGGCGGUGAACAUGACGAGUCCAAACAGCCAAUGUGGAUUCACACUUGCGACGAAGUAGAGUUUGAAUUUGGAAGGGUGCGGAGAUGUUUGGAAGAGCUAGCUAAUGCUCAACAAAAGCACAUAUCGAGGCCGAACUUUGGCGAUGAAGCUUUUGAGGCGGAAGAACGUCAAAUGGAAAGUACUACCGAGCAGAUCACAUCUAUGAUGUCCCAUUGUCAACGAUUAAUCAACAUGAUUUCUCAUCAAAGUUCACGAAAUGAGAACGCAUCCGAGAGGAGGCUACGGGAGAAUACGGUGUCGGCGCUUAUUUUUACUCUCAGCCAAUUGACAAACGAUUUUCGAACGAGGCAGUCUAAAUAUCUCAAGGACAUUAAGAACAGAACUAGUAAUGUGGACAAUUUUUUGCUAACCACCGGGCAAACUGACGAUCUCCAAUGGGAGGAACUGGUGGAUGUUACGCCAUCACACGAAUAUACCAUGGAUCAAAUACAAGCGAUGAUGGUGAAUGAGCAAACAGUAAAGGAACGGGAAAAAGAGGUUCUUGUUGUAAAUUCAUCUAUUAGAGAGUUGAAUUCGCUGUUCAAAGACCUAUCAUCAAUGGUUGUCGAUCAAGGAACAAUACUUGAUAGAAUCGACUACAACGUUGAACAAUCUUCAAUACGAGUUUCCCGAGCUGUCGACAGUGUCAAAAAGGCUGAAAAACAUCAGCGUGGUGACAAGAAAAUGCACUGCAUUUUCUGUCAGACAAUAGCGAUCAUAAGUUUUAUAAUUUAUUUCUCUCCGCGCAAUGUUGCCUAUGGAUUUUUUUUCAAACGUUACGGGUGGCGUACACUGUAG
Messenger RNA from Cylicocyclus nassatus, 1063 nucleotides. The record is from the annotation of a GenBank genome assembly. NCBI's taxonomy places the organism in Eukaryota, Metazoa, Nematoda, Chromadorea, Rhabditida, Strongylidae.